AAACAAAUAGUGCAAAAAGUCCGGCAACUCCUGCAAACAGGUGUUUGUUGCGCCAAUUUCCUAUAGGGUCUUUCACCGCUUGUAAACAAAAGCGCAGCAUUUAAAAAUAAAAAUAAUUGAUUAACCAUUAAAUCGUCUGCUUAUCAUCUAGCCAAAUGGACUUGAUAGCUGCAGAAUCGCUUUAAUUACGUUCGAGUGCACCGCAAACCGAAGUUCAGGGCCAACAUUCAACUGCCGCCUCAUUGAAGGUUUGUGUGGGUGUGUCCGCUGGAAUUUAUAAUCUAGAAAUUUGUAUAUACAAAUUCAAAUGGAACCGGCCCUUAUCGGUGGCCGACUGUCUGCAAUAGCCAUGAUUGGGUAGUAUAUCACCACAAACUGAGUCAGUGGACGCGGGUGGCGGAUCCCACGGUGCGAUAAUUCAAGUGCUCCUCCGCCGACGAGGUGUGCUGUGAUAUGGAGCGAAUCCAUGGUUUCAGUCGUAUAACGGCAGUCUGGCGGUUCGGUUGUCUCCGGCAAAAGUGAAUUCUCCAUCGAGUCCAAAGAUAACCCACCAUGGACCGGGCUAGCCUAUAUUUCAUGAGCAAGGAUGAUAAGAACACCUAUGACUUCGACGAGACUUUACCCUCGUUCCCGCUGCCGGAGCUUAGGGACACCAUGGAGCGCUACUACAGCUGCAUCCAGCCAUUCGGGACCAAGGAGGAGUUGGCCCAGGCCCGAAAGACUAUUGAUGAGUUCCAGAACGGAGUGGGCGCCGAACUGCACGAACAGCUCAAGAAGCGGGCGGGGAGCAUGAGGAACUGGCUGGGCACCUGGUGGGAGGACUACGGAUAUCAUCUGAUUCGGAUGCCCCUGUUGCCCUACCAGCUCAUGGUCAUGCCCGCGCAAUUGGAGAUGGUGGGCGUACCGGAGACACCGGAAUACAUGCUGAAGAGUCUGGCGCGGCACAUUCACCACACGCUCGAGUUUUGGGAUCUGACCAGAACGUCCAGCAUCAAACCGCUUUCCUCGAACGGAGGCAAAAUAAAGUACUCCUCCGCGCUGUACAAGCGCUUCUUCUCCACGUGCCGCGUGCCAGGCGAGGAGCAGGACCACAUAGAGAAGCAUUUUCUCACCAAAGACGAGGGUAAAACGCCGAGUCACAUCCUUAUUUCCGGCAAGGGACGCCAGUUCAUCUUGGAUUGUGUGCACGAGGACGACACCAUCCUAUCGGCUCCCGAGAUCCUUGUGGCCAUCCAAAGACUGCGCAGCAUCCUCGACUACGAGCCGUUGGGUGAUUGUGUGCCCACCCUGAGCCAUGACGAACGGUCAACGUGGGCUCGCAACCGCAACCGGCUGAGGGAAAUCUCAGAUGCGAACAAGGAGACACUGCUUCUGGUGGAGAGCGCAAGCAUGGAGAUUUGCUGGUACGAGCAAUCACCCAAGGACUACGAGGAGUCCUCCCAGCUAGGUCUCUUCGGUGAUCUCCACUCCCGCUGGGCAGACCGCAGCAGCAGCAUCAUCGUCUUCCGCAACGGACGCUGCAACUGGUCGGGCGAGCACAGCUGCUACGAUGGUACCGUCAGCAUCAGUUACGCCACCUUCAUGCAACUGAGCUUCCUGGAGGUGCCAGAGCCCGACUGGUCCGAAGCCGAGAAAGGCCACGUCGUAGAGGUCAAGGAGCUGCACUUCCAGCUGGAUGAUACGCUCAAGAGCGAGAUCAAGCGCGUCCAGAAGGAUAUUGAUGAUAGGGGUACCGACGUUACUGUGACCUUCACUGCGUUCGAUGACUACGGCAAGGAGUUCAUGAAAACCCAUCGACUGCAUCCAGACUCCUUUGUGCAGGUUGUCAUGCAGUGGGCCUACUACCAAAUGCAUAAAGAAAUUGCUCCCACUUAUGAGACCGCUCUGAUGCGACAGUACUACAAUGGACGAACGGAGACUCUACGGUCCUGCACUGGCGCCGUGGCGGAGUUCCUGAGGGCGUCCUCCAACAAGCAGGUCGGCGAUAUGUCACUGGCCAGGGCUUUCCGUAGGGCAGUCGAUGAGCACAAGCACUUCAUGAACGAGGCGCGCAAGGGACAUGGCAUCGAUAGACACCUGUUUGGCCUGUGGUGCGCAGCGUACGAAAGCAAAAUGGAUAUUCCCGCCUUCUACGACGAUCCCAUGUACACCAAGAGCGGCGGUGGAGGCAACUUUGUGCUCUCGUCCAGCACUCUGGGCUUCACCGCCAACGUUGGCUUCGUGGCGCCCAUGGUCUUCGAUGGCUACGGCGUCUUUUAUUCCAUCACCUCUGAAGCGGUGUUCAUUAAUACCACCGCCUAUCGGGACAGCCUGAAGACAAGCGCUCGCAAGUUCAACGACAUUUUUAAGGACUCAUUCCGCCGCAUCAGCGUACUCUUGGAACAGUUGGCUAAGGAAUCCAAGCUUUGAAGAGCUCAUCUAGUAUUAAGAAGCGAUCAAAUUGUACUUUAUGUCGUUAAUUGGAACUUAGUUCGUUCAGAAAGUUCGUUUUUGGAUUCUUUUCCAUUUCGCUCUACUACUUUGACUACUGUUUUCAAUUGGCAGCAUUAAUUAACGAACAGAACAUUUAAAUACUAUUUCUUCAAAAUUGGAUCCCGAAUACAAGCCACCUUUGAUCGGCAACUAAGUGAGAACGCGGACUUUGCAGGUAAUAUGUAAGUUAGUGUGACAGAAGGGCGUGCAGCAUGUGUAACUUCGUGUUAAACGUUUAUUUAAAUUCAAUGAUCGAUUAGUUUAUGCAAAUACAUUUCUCUCGGU
Messenger RNA from Drosophila erecta, 2757 nucleotides. RefSeq names its product peroxisomal carnitine O-octanoyltransferase. The transcript is spliced from 6 exons. Gene Ontology annotation, molecular function: carnitine O-octanoyltransferase activity. The coding region runs from base 553 to 2409 and encodes 618 amino acids. Gene Ontology annotation, cellular component: peroxisome. The record is from RefSeq and is a predicted model, not a curated record. Lineage: Eukaryota; Metazoa; Arthropoda; Insecta; Diptera; Drosophilidae.